Aspergillus tanneri is the source of this 2007-nucleotide messenger RNA. RefSeq names its product putative Rho GTPase activator (Rgd1) (gene rgd1). The transcript is spliced from 9 exons. Gene Ontology annotation, biological process: signal transduction; regulation of GTPase activity. The record is from RefSeq and is a predicted model, not a curated record. Bases 1 to 2007 code for a protein of 668 amino acids. Gene Ontology annotation, cellular component: cytoplasm. Lineage: Eukaryota; Fungi; Ascomycota; Eurotiomycetes; Eurotiales; Aspergillaceae.
AUGGCCGACGCUGCCGUUCACGAGGGCCCAGCGCCAACUUCGUCUUCUUCCGGUGGCCCCGAUGCGCCACCAUUGAGUGCUGAUUCCGCAAGCCACUCUGCCGAAACCCGUCCGGGUCCGCCAGUUAUCUCGGAGGAAGUGAAAGCUCGCUUGGAUAAAGUGGUCUAUUCGGAUAUCGGCAUCACGACACUCCUGACCCGACUGAAACAAAGUGUCGCUUCCGCAAGAGAUUUCUCGACAUUCUUGAAGAAGCGAUCGAGUCUAGAAGAAGAACAUGCACAGGGCUUAAGGAAAUUGUCUCGCUCUCUCUACGACGCCGCCCACCGUCCCGAUAGUCGUCAAGGCACUUAUGGCCAGAGCCAUAAUGAUCUCAAUCGCUUCCAUGACCGCAUGGCUGACCAUGGACUCCAAUUUGCGGUCUCCUUACAACAGAUGGCCGACGAUCUCAAUGAGCUGGCAUCGAACAUCGAACGGGGGCGUAAGCAAUGGAAACAGACCGGCUUGAGUGCGGAGAAGAAAGUCCUCGAAGCUGAGACUUCGGCCGAGAAAGCCAAAGCCAAAUACGAGUCGCUUGCAGAACAGUACGAUCGUGUCAAAACGGGUGACAAACAGGGUGGGAAGUUCGGGUUGAAAGGUCAUAAAUCCGCGGCCCAGCAUGAAGAGGAGCUCUUACGCAAGGUCCAAAAUGCGGACUCAGACUAUUCUUCCAAGGUCCAGGCGGCGCGAGCGGCUCGAAAGGAAUUGAUUUCCACCCACAGGCCUCAGGCGGUCCACAACAUUCAACAACUGAUCUCGGAAUGCGACUCUGGUCUUACCCUGCAGCUGCAGAAAUUCGCCACCUUCAACGAGAAGCUGUUAUUGGGACAAGGUUUGUCCAUCAGUCCGCUGAAGGACAGCACAAGCAACCCCGCCCUUGCACCAAAGAGCCUUUAUGAGGUUAUCCAACAGAUUGAUAACCAGAAAGACCACCACGAGUAUAUUCUGAGUCACGAGCAUAAUCCCGCAGUGGUGGCUUCUGAUCAGAUCAAAUAUGAGCGUCACCCGACCCUUGGUGGUUCCUCCGGGCCUGCUGCUCCUGCGUCCCAGCCCAAUUCCCAAAACAAACGGCACUCAACAGGGCCUCAGUCCUUCUCGCAGCAACAUCUCCCUUCGAGUCAACCCUCCUCGCAGCCUUCGGUCGCGGCUUCAGCUCCAGCCCCAGUCCCAGCGUCCAACGCUCAGCCACAUCCAUAUCCACAGGGACCUGACUCGUACUCCUCAUCUCCUUUCCAACCUCCAUACCCAACAUCCUCCGGUCCCCCACCUCCUCCUGAAAAACUCACUUUCAAUGCACCAACCGCGGCGGCCCAGGGCAGCCCGCUCCCUCCACCACCUAGCAAUUCCUUCCAACAAAAUCUGCCUCCAUUGAAGCCAGUGUUUGGGGUCUCUCUGGAUGAGUUGUACGAAAGAGAUGGGACGGCAGUACCGAUGAUCGUCUAUCAGUGCUUCCAAGCUGUGGAGCUCUUUGGGCUGAAUAUGGAAGGUAUCUACCGACUUUCCGGCAGUGCCAACCACAUCUCUCAGAUGAAAUCGCUCUUUGACAAUGAUUCAUCCCAAGUGGAUUUCACAAAUCCGGAAAAUUUCCACCAUGACGUGAACAGUGUUGCUGGCCUGUUGAAGCAGUUCUUUCGCGAUCUUCCAGACCCGCUGUUUACGUCUCAGUUUUAUUCCGAGUUCAUCAACGCAGCCCGCAUCGAGGAUGACGUCCAGAGACGGGAUUCAUUGCAUGCGCUUGUCAAUAACCUCCCAGAUGCACAUUACGCCACCUUGAGGGCCUUGAUCCUGCAUCUGAACAAGGUACAAGAACAUUACACCCAAAACCGUAUGAACGCAGGAAACAUUGCCAUCUGCUUCGGACCUACUCUACUCAGUGCGAAUUCUGCCGGUAAUAUAGCCGAUGCGGGAUGGCAAGUGCGUGUGAUCGAGACAAUUCUCGUGAAUACAUUCCAGAUUUUUGACGAUGAUUAG